UCUUCCCCAUUUCCAACCUCGCCUGCAUCUCUUCACACACACUACACACAGUGACCUGCAAUGGCGCCGAAGCAGAAGACCCGCAAUCCGGAGCUCAUUCCCGGCGUCCGCAAGGUCUCCCGCUCCCAGAUGUACCACAAGCGCGGUCUCUGGGCGAUCAAGGCCAAAAACGGAGGCAAAUUCCCCGUCCACGCCAAGCAGGAGACGCUCGCCGCCGUCGAGGAGAAGCCGCCUAAGUUUUACCCCGCCGACGACAUCAAAAAGCCUCUCUCUAACAAGCGCACGGCGAAGCCUACCAAGCUCAGGGCGAGUGUUACUCCGGGAACUGUGUUGAUCAUUUUGACCGGGAGGUUUAAGGGGAAGAGAGUUGUGUUCCUGAAGCAGCUCACUUCUGGAUUGCUCCUUGUCACUGGUCCCUACAAGGUCAAUGGAGUUCCCCUAAGACGUGUCAACCAGGCUUACGUCAUUGGAACCUCCACUAAAGUUGACAUUUCAGGCGUGGACGUUUCCAAGUUUGACGACAAGUACUUUGGAAAGAAAGUUGAGAAGAAAAAGAAGAAGGGAGAGACCGAGUUCUUUGAGGCUGACAAGCAGGAGAAGAACACACUCCCAGCUGAGAAGAAGGAUGACCAGAAGGCCGUUGAUGCUCCGUUGUUAAAGGCUUUGGAAGCCGUCCCGGAUCUGAAGGCUUAUUUGGGAGCAAGGUUCUCGUUGAAGGCUGGCCAAAAACCACAUGAGUUGGUGUUUUAGAGUAACUUUGAGACGUAGGCACUAUUUUGUUAUUUAUUGUCUGCUUUUUUGUCACUUGAACCUAAUCUCAUUAAGGUUUGUAUUGCGACGAAUAUUUCUCUCGUAUAAACUUUAUGAAAGUUUUGAUUGUCAUAUUA
Salvia hispanica is the source of this 887-nucleotide messenger RNA. Its product is annotated as large ribosomal subunit protein eL6-like. Gene Ontology annotation, molecular function: RNA binding; structural constituent of ribosome. NCBI's taxonomy places the organism in Eukaryota, Viridiplantae, Streptophyta, Magnoliopsida, Lamiales, Lamiaceae. Gene Ontology annotation, cellular component: cytosolic large ribosomal subunit; ribosome. Gene Ontology annotation, biological process: ribosomal large subunit assembly; cytoplasmic translation. The record is from RefSeq and is a predicted model, not a curated record.